AUGCUUUUGAUAGGUCGAGAGCUCGAGGGCAUCUGGCACACUUCCAUAGUUGUGUUUGCACAUGAGUUCUACUUUGAUGGCGGCGUUGGAAUCAUACGAGAGGCACGCCCCGGUCACACCCGUUUCGGGGCACCUUACCGCACUGAACAUCUGGGCGACACUGAGAGGAGCGAAUCUGAGUUUUUAUUGUGGGUUCGACAGCAGUCUCGAGAUGACAGCAAUUUCGGCCCCAACGGCUAUGAUUUGCUCCGUAACAAUUGCAACCAUUUCACACAGGCUGCCUCACAGUUUUUAUUAGGUCGUGACAUUCCAAGCGUUGUGCGAGAUAUGAUUCCAAUGCUGCUGAACACUCCCCUUGGGCGGAUGCUACGACCCCUUCUCGAUCGAUCAACUUCGCACCAUGAGAUGAAUAGCGUAACUGGGGGCAGUGAUGGCGCUUUUGCACCCUCAGCUGUAUCAUCUUCGGCUUCUAGGACAGGCACGACUCCGGAUUAUUCUAUGCCGUCCACUUCUGACCAGCAGUCUACCGUUGAGGGUUUAUUAAACCCCAGGUCAUCUUUUACUGAGGGUGAAGAGGAGGACUUGAUGCUCGCCAGGGUCAUGCUUGAAAGUAAUGAGCUUCUUGGAGACAAUACUAAUGAAGAGGGUGUUCGAAUUACGGUACAAGGACUUGAGUUAUUGCAACGUAUCCUUCAAAAUAUCAUCAAUAACCCCCGAAAUGCCAGCUAUCGUAGCUUUUCUACCAAGAGCGAAACUUAUGUCACAAAGCUGAAACCAAUCGAACAUUUUGGAGUUUCAAAUCUGCUUUCUUUAGUAGGGUUUCGUUUCCAGACUCAGGAUGUCGACACCAAUAUUGGAAGAUGGAUCUUGAGCGAUGCGGACGGUAGUCAAGCACUGCUUCGUCGUGUAGUCGAUGUGAUUGAUGAUAUAAUAGAAAAUGUAAAUUACAACGCAGCAAUUGCAAUGAGCUCGAGGGAUCAGACUGAGCCACGCACAUAG
This is a messenger RNA of Phytomonas sp. EM1, 999 nucleotides long. The record is from the annotation of a GenBank genome assembly. Lineage: Eukaryota; Euglenozoa; Kinetoplastea; Trypanosomatida; Trypanosomatidae.